AUCUAAGUGAGUUGGCCCAGGACUGAUUCACCUUGUUUGCGCCAAUUUCCUAGCAUGUACAAAUGAUCGACGUCUUCUUAUUCAAUGAGACCCUUCUCACCAUCACAAAUCAUUGACAUACUUUGAGACUCCUCUCCCAAAGAACCGUCGGCGGUGUCAACUGAGCCCUACCGCUAUUCGUCGCGACAACUCCAGGCACUGCUUGCUCCUCAAUCGACAUCUCAACAAGGAAAUAUUUCCUAUAAAAUGGCUCGACCUCGCCGCCUCCCAAGAUUCUAUGGGGCCCAUCCAACUGGGCGACAAACACAAUCUCCCAAGGUUGUCGUACCGAGGAACCGCCCUCGAGCAAGUCCGCCAUUAGCGUACCACCAACAUCGCCAAUGGUCACGAGAUGGUGAAAGUUCCGGCUGGAGAGAUUCGUCAUUCAAGCUACUCGAGGCUAGCGUAACCGCCUUUGGCUCGGUCGUUAUCCUCGGACUGGCUGGGUAUUCGUAUCAUGUGUAUUACAAGUCUCUUGUUCUCGCAAAGAUGGAGGGCGCUUUUGCUGUCGGAUAUUCAUCCCUCGAAAAGGCCGCGCUCAGCCGCCACGACGUCAACAGCGAGCAUGUUGACGAAGAGUGGAUCCCCAGAGAAGAGCAAGCUAAAAUUGAUGAGAUCAUCGACGGCACUUGUCAGGGCCAUUACUGGCUCCUCACCGGAGAGAAGGGAACUGGAAAGACGUCGAUGUUACUUCACUCAAUAAAGAAGAUCCAUGGCGAAGGGAUUGCCAUGUUGGAGGUGCAUGGUGACCUUGAAAUCUUUCGACUACGCCUUGGCAAAGCGCUCGAUUACGAGUUCCACGAAGACUACAUCGGUAGCCUUUUCAGCUUCAAAGGCCCCCGAGACACAACGCCGCUCUUGGACAUUGAACGAGCAUUCAAUCAGAUGGAGAAGAUUGCACUGAAACGAAAGAAGAAGUUGGGAAGGCCCCUAGUUUUGUUACUAAACGGUGUUCAUCUCCUACGCGACAACGAGGACGGCCGGAACUUGCUGGAAUUGGUGCAACAACGCGCCGAGCUAUGGGCUGCAAGCAAGCUUGUGACAGUCGUCCUCAACAGCAACGAUUAUUGGAUCACAGAGCGUCUCACGCACGAAGCCACGCGUCUCCGUGUGAUGCCAGUUCAUGAUCUUUCCAAACAUGAUGCGAUCGCGUGCAUGAAGAAGGUCCGAGAAAGGCUUUUCUUCGAAGAUGUGUCCACGAGCAUUCUAGAGCAUGUAUACAGCAGGAUCGGUGGUCGGCUCAGGUUCCUCAACCAGGUCGCGAACUCGCCGGACAUGGUCGAAGCAUGCGACACAAUCUGCGAGCAGGAAAAACGUUGGUUCCUCAACCAGUGCUGGAUCUUGGGCGAGGAAAUGGACCCGGCUGGAGAGGAGCAGCAGGAUACUUGCACAGGCGCCAUGAUACUUGCCAGAGAGUUGGUGAGAAAGCAGCAGGCCAUGCAGACAGACGGCAUUACGAGCAACGGAUUGCCGCAAAUUCCGCUUCACGAAGCGAGACAGAUUAUGACCAAAUACGAUUGGAUCCAGCGCCACGACCACUUCAACAUCUUUGCGAUUGACUCCAACUCAAUGGUCCAGGCAGGUUCAGUCGCAAUGCAGAACGCAUUCAAGGAUGUAUGCAACCAAGAAGGCUUUGAUGCUUACCUCCAGGAAACUCUUGACCGACUCGACCAGCUUGAGAGCCUAGGGAGAACCCGAGAAAUCACCUUUAAAGACUUCCAGAACGAGGGCGAGUAUCGGGCCGUUAUUGAGGGCGGGAAGAAAGAUUCCAUGGCUGUCAUUGUCUCACUAAAAGCUGUACCGAAAAAAGGGGAUGAUUAGAGUAUACUUAAAAUAGCAGUAAUAUUCCUC
Ilyonectria robusta is the source of this 1890-nucleotide messenger RNA. RefSeq lists its product as uncharacterized. Lineage: Eukaryota; Fungi; Ascomycota; Sordariomycetes; Hypocreales; Nectriaceae. The transcript has 2 exons. Bases 247 to 1860 code for a protein of 537 amino acids. The record is from RefSeq and is a predicted model, not a curated record.